This is a messenger RNA of Phytophthora nicotianae INRA-310, 1090 nucleotides long. RefSeq lists its product as hypothetical. The record is from RefSeq and is a predicted model, not a curated record. The coding region runs from base 146 to 928 and encodes 260 amino acids. Lineage: Eukaryota; Oomycota; Peronosporomycetes; Peronosporales; Peronosporaceae. The transcript has a single exon. Gene Ontology annotation, cellular component: membrane. Gene Ontology annotation, biological process: vesicle-mediated transport.
CGCAUGACUCUAUCCCCGUGAAGCAACUUUACUGCUCUUACGGCACUGGACAGUGCCGUAAGCGGGUGAGCUGGUCGAAUAAAUCAGUGGAAAGUGCUCACAAUCGGAUUCGCCUCGAGCCACAGAAGAUCGUCCCGUAGCCACCAUGAUGGACCAACUGAAGGAGCAGAGUAAGAAGGCCAGCGACAAGCUGGAGGAUUUUGCUAAGAAGACACAGCAGGAACUGGAGAAAACGAGCAAGAAGGCGCAGGAAAGCAUUGAAAAGGCCACCAAGCAGACCAAAGACAGCAUCAACAGGGCCACCAAGCAGAGUAAGGAGGCCUCGGAGAGCGGCCUGUUCGACUCGGCCAAGGAGGCCUUCCACAUCGACAUUAAAGAGGACAAGAAAGACAAGAAGAAGACCAAACCGCGCCGUAAGGACUCGAGCGACUCGGACACCGACGAGGAGGAUGGACUUCUGGACGAUAUCGGCGACGAGUUCGACCAGCUCACGCUCAACCAGCGCGCACUGGGAGCCAUCGGUUGCUAUAUGCUCAGCGGCCUCUUUGCCUUUGCUGCCACUGUAAUGCUGUUCACCGGUGUGCACCACGUGCGCUUCUACGCGCUCUUCUACUCGCUGAGCAACAUCGCCACCUUCUGCAGUCUCAUUUUCAUUAUGGGCCAGGAGCGACUCAAGAAGCGCAUGCUCUCGCGCAAGCGCAGCGUGACUGGCCGUGCCUGGAUGGGUUCACUCGCGCUCACAGUCGUCGUGGCUUUCUUCUGGCCGUCACACUGGUUCAUUGUCCUCCUGCUGCUGCUCGUGCAGUUCGGUAGCAUGAUCUGGUACAGCCUGUCGUACAUUCCGUUCGGCCGCAAGUUCCUGCACAAAUACAUGGCCAAGAGGGUCAUUCUCGUGGACGCCAUGGACGGCAAGAUCGACGGCAAGUAAGCACUCAGCAUGAGCUCCCGGUUGUUCCUGCACGUCUCCUCUAUCUUCUGCUUUUUUAUUGUGAGUGAUGCACCACACGGUAGUGGCAGGAACAUCAGCAGUAAGUGAAAGGUAACAAGUUCCACUUCUGCUUGUAUUAAUGAAGCACGUUAGUUUUUAGCA